Sphaeramia orbicularis (orbiculate cardinalfish) is the source of this 5884-nucleotide messenger RNA. It is a transcript of the gene pdcd11, whose product is annotated as programmed cell death 11. The coding region runs from base 101 to 5533 and encodes 1810 amino acids. Gene Ontology annotation, biological process: rRNA processing. The record is from RefSeq and is a predicted model, not a curated record. The transcript is spliced from 36 exons. Gene Ontology annotation, cellular component: nucleus; small-subunit processome; nucleolus. Gene Ontology annotation, molecular function: RNA binding; protein binding. NCBI's taxonomy places the organism in Eukaryota, Metazoa, Chordata, Actinopteri, Kurtiformes, Apogonidae.
GUUCAUGAUGGCGUGUUGCUGAACAACAUGUGAGUUAGGACUAGUUCAGCUCGGAGAUUUAAUUAACAGCGAAGAAGGAAGAGAAACAACAAACAUCAAAAUGGCAUCAGUGGAGGAGGACUUCCCUCGAGGAGGAACAGCCAAAAAACCCACUGAGAGUAAAAUAGUGGUGCAGCGGACAGAGGUGGACAACCUAUUUGAGUCAAAUGAGCAAAUUGAGACAAAGAAAAGGAAGGGGGCAGGUAACGAUGAUGGCAAGAAACUGAAGAAGCCAAAAACUGGCAAAGAAAAAGAAGAUGGUCUGACACUUAAUGCAGAUGCCAAAUGUGUGGAAAUUCUUCACAUCAAGAAUGUGAAAGAGGGUAUGCUAAUGCUGGGUUGCGUGAAAGAGGUAACAGACUUCGAGGUGACUGUCAGUCUGCCAUGUGGCCUUCAAGGUUUUCUCAGCAUCAAAAAUAUCAGUGAUUCAUACACCAAGCUGCUCAGUGAGCAACUGGAAUCAGAUGAUACAGAGGAGUUUUGCUCUUUGCCACAUCUCUUCUACCCUGGCAUGGUGCUCAGAUGUGUGGUGGCCAAACUGGAUGUAACCAAAGGAGGGUCUCUUAGUUUAAAGCUGUCAGUCAAUCCCAAGAUGGUCAACAAGGGUCUUUCCCCCAAUGCUCUAAAAACUGGCAUGGUUUUGACUGGAUGUGUGGAGAGUGUGGAGGAUUAUGGCUACAUCAUUGACAUUGGUGUCACAGAAACUAAGGCUUUCCUCCCCAAAACAGCUGUAAAAGACAAACCCAACAAUCCUGGCGAGCUGAAAGUUGGUCAGUAUGUCAUCUCAUAUGUGGAAGAAGUGAAAAAUAAUGGGCGUGUGGUGCGUCUGUCUAUUGGCGCCCAGACGAUCGCCCAGGCCUUGGCUGAAUCCAAGCAGGGCUGGACCCUCAGUAACCUUCUACCUGGUCUUCUGAUGAAAGCUACUAUCAAAAAGGUGACCAAACAUGGCCUCCUGCUGGACUUCUUGUCAGGGUUCAGUGGUCAGGUGGACUGUCUCCACAUGGAGCCGGAACAGGCAUCCAGCUACUCAGAAGGAGACGAGAUGCGAGCCUCCGUGCUGUACGUUGAUCCAACAACUCGUCUGGUGGGGAUGAGCUUACGCAGCCACCUCCUCACCCCCGGGAGCAGAGUUGACCUGCCUCCUGUGGACCGCAUUGGCGAGGUGGUCAAAGGCUGCAAGAUGACAUCUCUCCACCACAUGUCUGGAGCCGUCUUAGAACUGCCUGACAAGACUGCAGCUUUUGUUCAUAGGAACAACUUGAAGGAGCCUUCUGUGGCAGCUAAUGAGAAUAAAGUGCUGGCCAAGCUGGAGCACACCUGCAGGAUUGUGGACUUUAGCCUCAUAGACCAAAUUCAUUUUGCUACUUUACGGAGCAGCGUGAUUGAGAAGCCUUUUUUUAGAUACCAGGACAUCCGAGCAGGUCAAGUUGUAGAGGGGAAGGUGUCAGUCCUGCUGGACCAUGGGAUGGUGGUGCACAUCUCUGACCACAUUAAAGGCCUGGUGCCUCGGACCCACCUGUCUGACAUUGUCCUUAAGAACCCAGAGAAGAAGUAUAUGGAGGGCAUGAAGGUUAAAUGCCGGGUGUUGUCUGUAGAUGCAGAGAAUAAGAAGCUGUGUCUGACAAGAAAGAAGGCCAUGGUCGAGAGCUCCCUGCCGUUGUUCUUCAGCUACUUAGAUGCCCGUCCUGGACGCGUGUCUCACGGCUACAUCGUCUGCAUCAAAAGCUUUGGCUGCAUUGUCCGUUUUUACAACAACGUCAAGGGCCUGGUGUCGCUUGGCGAGCUUAGCUUUGAGCCGAUCGUUAGUCCUGAGGAUGUCUUCUACAUUGGGCAGGUGUUAAAGGUGAAGGUUCUUCAGUGUGACCCAGAGAGGGAGAAGCUGCUUCUGUCAUUUAAGGCUGCAUUGGAAGGGGAUUCAGAGAAACCUCCCAGGCCUCAGUCUGAGUGUGAGGUUGGAGAGAAAGUAGAGGCCAGGGUGCUGAAAAAGGUAGUCACUGGUCUCGAAGUGGCCAUUCUCCCUGAUGAGACCCGUGCCGUUUUACCCACGAUGCACCUCUCUGACCACCUCUCCAAUUGCCCUCUGCUGUGGGAGAACCUGCAAGUGGGAGACAACAUCUCAAACCUUGUGUGCUUCAACAAUAACAAACAGAAUAUUAAUCUGACCAAGAAACCAACAGUGAGAUGGUCACUGGAGGAAGGUGUGGUCGCCAAGGAUUUCUCUGAGAUCACAGUUGGAAUGCAGCUGAUUGGCUGGAUCAGGAACAUCAUGUCCUACGGUGUCUUUGUCGAGUUCCCCUAUGGCCUUGUCGGACUUGCUCCCAAAUCUGCUAUGACAGACAAGUUCAUCACUGAUCCAACGGUAGCCUUCCAGCUGGGCCAGACGGUGAUGGCCAAGGUUACCAACCUGGAUGAGGAGAAGCGGCGGUUCCUGGUUACACUGAAGAUUUCUGAGGUCAUAUCCCCUGUUGGGGAUGUUCAGACCAGGCUCAUUAAUGGUCUGCAGGAGAGAAGGGCUGUGACUAAAAUGUUAUCAAUGCGAGAUGACAGCGAUCUCCGUAGGCAGUUGUUUGCUCUGUGUGUUGGCCAGAAGCUGAAGUUGACUGUGGAUACUGUGGACAACGGUGCCACCUUUAAAUCGGAUGAUUUGGUUGGUGCUACCAUUCUGGCCAACAAACAACAUAUCACAGGUACUAACUUGAUGGGUGGACAAAAAGUCACAGCAGUUAUCCUCCAUGUUGACAUCCAGUCCACAUGGGUCCAUGUGUCCAUCCUUCCCAAGCUGGUGGCAAAGAAGAAAUCAUUAAAUGAAGGCUCAAAGUACACAGCAACAGUGCAGCACUUAGACGAAGACUUCGCUGUCAUUUCAUUGGAGGACACUGCUCAGCUGACUCUGAUUCAGACCCGCAGCCACAUGAAUGAUGUGUUCCUGUCAGAUUCUGAGAAGAUGAAGACAGGCAAGUGUUUGACUGCAGAGGUUAUAGAAACCAGUUGUGAGGAACUUCAAGGGCUCCCCCUGGUGUCAUGGGAGCGAACUGCACCAAAACGACAGCGUAUGACCUCAGAAAACCAAUUGGGCUCUAAAGGCAGCUGCUUUGGUGAAAUUGUGCACGGUAAAGUGCGAUCAGUGAAGCCCACAUGCAUUCAGGUGGUGCUAGAUGCUGGGGGCAUGGGCAGCGUGCACGUAUCCGAGGUGCUCGAGCUCGCAGACGUGCACCCCGGAUCGUUCCCCACAUCGUCUGUAAAAGUUGGCAGCGUGGUCACAGCCAGGGUCAUCGGCGGACGAGAAGCCUCCAGUCACAGAUUUUUGCCAUUUUCCCAUCCCAAGUUUACAUACACUCUACCUGAGCUCACACUUAUACCAAGCAAACUGGACCAAAGUGCUGAUUUAAAAUCAGUUUCUGCAAAAGAAAAACUUAGGCGCUAUGAGGCUGGGGAAGAAAUUACCUGUUUCGUGUCCAAGUUUCAUUCAGACAGGAAGUCUUUGGAGGUCACCACAGAUCCUGGUGUCACUGGGACGGUUGAACUUCUCGCCAUGAUCACAGACCCUAAAGAUGCCACUCACCCUGAGAAAAUGUAUAAACUGGGCCAAGCCAUCCGUGCCAAAGUGGUUGAAGUGAGCACUAAACCUCAUCGAUUUAUACUGUCGCUCACAGAUACCUGUAAACUGGAGACAGGCAGUGUGACUUUGGGGAUGGUGACGAGUGUUCAGCCACAAGUCGGUCUACAUGUCAAACUUCCUUUUGGUGGUACAGGGACUGUUGCUGUCACUGACUUGGCUGAUGCGUACAAGCCAAACCCUCUGGGGCCAUACAGUAAGGAUCAGCUGCUCAGGUGUUGCCUCCUGGGGAAUGAAAAUGGAAAAUGGCACUUGUCCCUACGUCCAUCAAGGCUUAACCCACAGCAGGCCAAGCCAGCGAAGGACGAAGAAGUUUUGUCGGUUGAAAAUCUGAAGGCUGGUCAGACCGUAAGGGGCUAUGUCAAGUCUGUGAGCGAACAGGGGGUCUUCAUUAGAUUAUCUCGGACAAUCACAGGAAGAGCCCAGCUUCAGAAGUCCUCCAAGUACUUCGUAGCAAACCACAAAGUCCUGGUGGAGCACCUGCCUCCCAACACCCUGCUCACCACCAAGAUCCUCAGUAUUGACACCACGGAGCAGUUAGUCGACCUCUCCCUGCUCCCAGAGGACACUGGGAAGUCAGACGUCCUUCCUGAAUCUCUCAACCUGCCACUGCGUCUAACAGGAGAGGAGAAGAAGAAACAUGAUGCUGAAAAGAAAAAGCGCAAGCCCUCUGAGAGCCAACAGAAAGAGGCAGAGUUGCAGGUCCUGAAGAAGAAGAAGAAAACAAAGAAAGCAAAGUCUGAUGGCAAUGAUAGUGGAGUGGAGGUGUACUUCAGAGAAGAGGAAGAUGAUGAAGAGCCAAAACUUGCUCCUGUAAAGCAGGUCACACCCAGCUCAGCAGCACCAUCCAGAUUGCAGGUGGCGGGAGGUUUCUCCUGGGACGUGGGGUUGAGUUCACUCAAACCUGCUUCUGCAGUGCAGGAUGGGGGUUCUAGUGAUGUAGAGGAACAAGAAGUGAGCAACAAGCCCCAGAAGAAGUCUCGCCAUGAGCUGGAGCAGGAGAAAAAAGCGGCAGAGAAGGCUCUGGUCCAGCGGGAGGCUGAGCUGAUGGAUCCAAACCUGAAGCCUCAAGAUGCAGCUGCCUUUGAGCGGCUGCUUCUGGCCUCUCCAAACAGCUCGCUGCUUUGGCUACAGUACAUGGCACACCAUCUGCAGGCAACCCAGAUCGAACAGGCCCGAGCUGUAGCCGAGAGGGCCCUCAAGACCAUCUCCUUCAGGGAGGAGCAGGAGAAGCUGAAUGUGUGGGUGGCCCUGCUCAACCUGGAGAACAUGUACGGCACAGAGGAGAGCCUAAAGAAAGUGUUUGAGCGAGCGCUGCAGUUCUGCGAACCCAUGCCCGUGUACCAGCAGCUGGCUGACAUCUACGCCAAGUCAGAUAAGAUCAAGGAGGCGGAGGGUCUGUAUAAGACGAUGGUGAAGCGUUUCCGUCAGAAUAAGGCGGUGUGGCUCAGUUACGGGACCUUCCUGCUCCAGCAGGGUCAGAGUGAUGCUGCCAGCGCUCUCCUGCAGAGGGCACUGAAGAGUCUGCCUUCCAAAGAGAGUGUAGAUAUGAUUGCCAAGUUUGCUCAGCUGGAGUUCCGUUACGGCGAUGCAGAGAAAGGUCGCACCAUGUUUGACAAAGUCCUGACCAGCUAUCCAAAACGCACUGACCUCUGGUCUGUCUUCAUCGACCUCAUGGUCAAACACGGAUCACAGAACGAUGUCAGGGCGCUCUUUGAUCGUGUGAUCCACCUGAGUGUUUCAGUGAAGAAGAUCAAGUUCUUCUUUAAGCGCUACCUGGACUAUGAGAAGAAGCAUGGCACCCAUCAGAGCAUCCAGGCUGUGAAGGAGAAGGCCAUGGAGUUUGUGGAGGCUAAAGGCACGGAGGCUGCAAGCUAAGGACCCAAUACACACAGUCAUACAGACUUGAGAGUGUGGAUGGACGGAAAUGUACAAAAUAAGAUUUCUCCUUAAAAUAUUCACCUUUUGAAGGUUGUACAUUUUAUCAUUGUGGACUGGGGACUGUUGAAACUGAACGUCUGAACUCAACACUGCAGAUUACACUAUUCUAAAGUGUGCCGUAAACAUCUGUUAAUGUAGUUUUUUACCAUUUCAGCUUUAGUCAGUUUUGUAUGAAAUUUAAAAUGAGCUCUCGAGUGAUUUUCAAACGGGAAAACUGUUUGUUGCUGCAUUUUUAAAAAGGAGUUAUAAUGUGAUUGUCUGGUUUCAAUAAAUCCAACACCAUUACAA